Molecule: messenger RNA, 1076 nt
Organism: Sphaeramia orbicularis (orbiculate cardinalfish)
Lineage: Eukaryota; Metazoa; Chordata; Actinopteri; Kurtiformes; Apogonidae
Gene: ndufa4l2a
Product: NDUFA4 mitochondrial complex associated like 2a
Exons: 4
Coding region: 156-404 (82 amino acids)
Cellular component (GO): respiratory chain complex IV
Source: RefSeq, a predicted model, not a curated record
GGCUGUGAUUGCACACAAAUGACCUCUUUCUCCUCCUCCUCCUCCUCCUCCUCCUCCUCAUGUAGAGCAACAGGUCCUUGUGCACAACUGUAAAAGGCUUUUGGUUCCCCAUACUUAGGGCCUGAAUUGUUCUGAAUUUUCUUCAAACUGGAGCAAUGAUAUUUCGGACUGCAGUAGAGCAUGCCAAGAGGCACCCGGGUCUCAUCCCCCAGUUCUUCUUCAUCUGUUUGGGAAUGGGCGGGGCGGGGCUGUAUCUGAUCCGACUGGCCAGAGGACCACACGUUACCUGGAACAAGACCCAAAACCCAGAGCCAUGGAAUAAACUUGACCCUACAUAUCAAUACAAGUUUGUGAACAUCGCCACAGACUAUGAAAACCUGAAGAAGAAUGGGCCCCAGUUCUGAAUCUCCAUAUAAACCUGAGUGGGAGAACGUGCUGAUUCAGGAUCAGAUCUAUUCCGUGUCAUGUGGCCCUUAUUGUUUUGGCAUCUCUGUGCCCCUAUGGUGUUUGUAAAGCACCCAGUGAUCUUAGUUAUGUGUUAGGAUGUACAUUUUUGAGGAAAUAAAGUUCAGUAGAGUUUGCAGAAUUUCUAUUUGCAGGUCCACAGGAAAGAUGCAACACACAUAAACAACUCUGCAUGUAUUCACUAUGUCUGCACAUUCAGGAUGUGUUUCAUAAACAUCAUGGCUGUUCUGAGUUAGAAACAGCAUUUACAUUUUACGUGUUUCUUAAGCCACUAUUGGCUUUAUGGGUACAGGACGGGUCAAACCAUAUGGAAACUGGCUCAAAAUUGCAAAAAAAGAUUCAUGAGACAGAAAGAUGGAGACAUUACUUGAGAGUUUGCAGAAUGGACCAAAUGGAAGAUGUGUUGACAGAGGACAGAGGAGCAUGGCCGGAGAUUUACCUCAUUAUUAUAACAUUUUGAAAUCCCAUCUUCCCUCCUUUUGCUGUGUGUUAUGUCAUAUGUAAAGGCUUAUUUGAUGGCUUCUAUGACCCACACAUACAUAUGUACAGUAUAGCAAUAGUUGUUCAUCAUUUAAAGAGUAUAAUAUGUAAUAAAGUAUGAGUAUAAAAAA